UUCGCUGGGACCUUGUCAGAUGGUUUGGGAAAGACAAUGGAUAACAGACAUCAAACCGAACGAGAAUACAUUCGCUACCAUGCUGCAACUAGUGGAGAACAUCUUGUAGCUGGAAUCCAUGGACUUGCACAUGGUAUCAUUGGAGGAUUGACAAGUGUAAUAACUUCAACAGUUGAAGGUGUGAAAACUGAAGGAGGUGUCAGUGGUUUCAUAUCGGGCCUUGGGAAAGGGCUGGUUGGCACAGUAACCAAACCUGUGGCUGGAGCCCUGGAUUUCGCAUCGGAAACUGCACAGGCAGUGAGGGACACUGCAACUCUAAGUGGCCCCAGAGUUGAAAUGGAAGAGUUCUUCUCCCUGCUCUACCUGCAGCUUCCAAUGAGCCAUGUAGUAAAACAAUUCUUCAAAGAAAGUCAAGCAGAAGGACAAGAACAGCUGUUCAAACUGACUGACAACAUCCAAGAUGAGUUCUUCAUAGCAGUGGAGAACAUAGACAGCUAUUGUGUUCUCAUUUCAUCUAAAGCCGUUUAUUUUCUGAAGAGUGGCGAUUACACAGACCGCGAGGCCAUCUUCCUAGAAGUCAAGUACGAUGAUCUCUACCACUGCCUUGUUUCAAAAGACCAUGGGAACGUGUAUAUACAGUUGACGAAGAAAGCUGUUAAUACAAGUAGUGGUGUAGCAAUGCCAGGCCCAUCACAACAGAAGCCAAUGGUGAAAGUGAAAUCUGAAGUUCUUGCGGUAAAGCUGUCUCAAGAAAUUAACUAUGCAAAGAGCCUCUAUUACGAACAACAGCUUAUGUUAAGACUCAGUGAAAAUCAAGAACAAUUAGAGCUGGACUCUUGAAAACCUCUUCCUUACUGCCAGAGCAAAUUGCAAGUAUCAGUCUGGAGUCGAUGGGAUUCUGUAACUGGAGAAAAGUACUCCAUGGGAAGGAAAUAAAUACAAUUAUUUUAGUAUUUA
This is a messenger RNA of Phaethon lepturus (White-tailed tropicbird), 957 nucleotides long. RefSeq names its product vacuolar protein sorting-associated protein 13D-like. Gene Ontology annotation, biological process: protein retention in Golgi apparatus; protein targeting to vacuole; mitochondrion organization. The transcript is spliced from 6 exons. The record is from RefSeq and is a predicted model, not a curated record. Gene Ontology annotation, cellular component: extrinsic component of membrane. NCBI's taxonomy places the organism in Eukaryota, Metazoa, Chordata, Aves, Phaethontiformes, Phaethontidae. The annotation marks the transcript as partial.